Molecule: messenger RNA, 1648 nt
Organism: Liolophura sinensis
Lineage: Eukaryota; Metazoa; Mollusca; Polyplacophora; Chitonida; Chitonidae
Product: exosome complex component RRP45-like
Exons: 14
Coding region: 78-1427 (449 amino acids)
Biological process (GO): nuclear mRNA surveillance; TRAMP-dependent tRNA surveillance pathway; U1 snRNA 3'-end processing
Cellular component (GO): cytoplasmic exosome (RNase complex); nuclear exosome (RNase complex)
Molecular function (GO): mRNA 3'-UTR AU-rich region binding
Source: RefSeq, a predicted model, not a curated record
UUGGCAGCACAUGGCGAUGUGAUAAUUUACAGGAGUGGUACCACUUUGUCACGUUUUAGGGAUCGCAAGACGAAAACAUGCGAGAAAUACCUCUCUCAUCAUGCGAAAGGGAUUUUAUUUUAAAAACAAUAGCUGAAAAACAGCAGAGACUUGAUGGGAGGCAGCCUUAUGACUACAGGAAGAUGAAGAUAAGCUUUGGAUUAGACAGAGGAUGCAGCCAAGUGGAGAUAGGAGAUACACGGUGCUUGGCUCAGGUGUCAGGAGAAAUCACAGCCCCCAAACAAACCCGUCCAACAGAUGGCAUCCUCUUCACCAAUGUGGAGUUAUCUCCUAUGGCGUGUCCCAGCUUUGAACCUGGAAGAUUGUCAGACUUUGGUGUGGAACUAAAUCGUUUGUUGGAACGGUGCCUGAAGGAGUCCAGGUGUAUUGAUACAGAAUCAUUAUGUAUUGUAGCAGGGGAAAAGGUGUGGACCAUACGAGUUGAUGUCCAUGUACUGAACCAUGAGGGGAAUCUACUGGACUGUGUUAGUGUGGCUGCGAUCACAGCACUGGCACAUUUCAGGAGGCCUGAUGUGACUGUGAAUGGAGAUGAGGUUACAGUGCAUCCUGUUGAGGAGAAGAACCCUGUACCCCUCAGUGUACUGCACAUGCCUCUUACAGUCACAUUCGGAUUCUUCGAGCAAGGGCGAUAUUUACUGGUGGACCCUCUGAGGAAGGAGGAGUUAGUGAUGGAUGGCCAGAUGGUGAUAGGGAUGAACAAACACAGAGAGAUCUGUACACUACAGAUGACUGGGGACAUGCUGCUGCUCAAAGACCAGGUGUUGAGAUGCUCCAAUAUUGCUGUUGUAAAAGUCACAGAGAUUACAGAACUGAUACAGAAGGCUCUCAAGUCUGAUGCCGCAAAAAGAAGCACUGGGGAUAAGGUUGGCUUUACGGAGUUAUAUGAAGCAGUGAAAAUUACCUCCAACGCAAAAGAGGAGGAGGAUGUAGAUAUCAGUGAUGUGAAGGAUGCAGCAAUGGAGGUUGUUAGACAGGGCAAAGAAUUAACAAAAGAGGAUGCCAAACUCAACCAGAAAACUGCUGUGAAAGUUGUGGCCCCUGGGACCGGUCAGAUUGGAGAGGGAGGACCCAACUCAUGGUUGUUAGAUGAGGACUUGGAGAAAGACUUGGAGCAAGAGGAGGCCAUUUUGCAGAAGAAGGGAGAUAACUCUGCAACCAAGAGCAUCCCAAUUGCUCCUGCAGGUGGAGAUAUGGAUGAUGACAGUGAGGAAGAGCCUGUUGUUUUAAACAAUGAAGAUUUGUAUGUCCAAAGAAGGGAGAUGAAAAUAGAAACUCCUGACGAGUCUUCAGUCAAGAAAACAUCCCAAGGAGCCAAGGCUACUUCUCCAGCACCAAAGGCGAAAAAAAAGAAAAAGAGGAAAUCAUGAAGUCUUGAAAUCAUGAAGUCCUGUGGUCAUUAAAGCCUGUGACCUGUGACUGAGUGUUUGUGCGCCAGUCAGUGCCGUACUUUUUAUUGUGAAUACAACUCAUAAAUUUUGACCAUGUUGCAUUUUUUUUUUUUUGCAAUUUUUAAAAGAAUAAAUAAAAUUUCUGUGGACACAGCUACUUGUUUUUAUGUACACUAAAAAUAAAUGUUCCAUUUCCUCUA